Molecule: messenger RNA, 3188 nt
Organism: Camelus dromedarius (Arabian camel)
Lineage: Eukaryota; Metazoa; Chordata; Mammalia; Artiodactyla; Camelidae
Gene: DQX1
Product: DEAQ-box RNA dependent ATPase 1
Exons: 11
Coding region: 726-2885 (719 amino acids)
Cellular component (GO): intracellular anatomical structure; spliceosomal complex
Molecular function (GO): helicase activity; RNA binding
Source: RefSeq, a predicted model, not a curated record
UGAGCAAUAUGGAAGGUGUAACUGAACUGAAGACCCAGCAGCAACUGGAUCCUAGCUAGGGUGUUCAGCCAAGGUAUGUGAAGAAACAGCUGCAAAACUACAAGUCCCAGGAUGCCUUUCGGUAAUGAGUACAGUCCACAGAGUUCACACGUGUUGGGUGUGGUGGCUGGAGCCUAUAACCCGGAGCAAAUGGCCCCACCCCCAAACCAGUCUAUAGAGUUUGUGUUUGAGCCAAGCCCCAGGGUGGAACCGGAAUUUACCUUUGUACUUGACACUGGUCAGGGUUAGUGGCGACUGGCUCAGUGGGUCUGGAACUGGCUGCCAUCCUGACAACAUCUCAGAGCUGCAAGCAGGUUUGAAUCCAGGAUUCUUGUGGCCCUGCCCCUGGAUUCCUGCCCCCGCUCCUCCUCUUAAUCUUUAUUCUUUUCCCCUGGAAACCUUCCCACAGGUUACCAGGUCUCAUACAAAUUCUGCUGCCCCUGAGGGCCCCUGUGUCAGUCACAGGAUUUUUACUACCUGACUACAGGGUAAUAGUCCGCUUUUGAUAGUCCCUUACUUGGAGACUCAACUACUGUUUCCCGGCAGACAAGAAAUACUGGGAAGAAGGGACCCCAGGGCAUUAUCACCUGAGGGUACAGGUUAGGGAUUGGGAAGAUGGUGUCAGUCACCAAAUAUGAAGCCUUGAUGGCGGCCCUGCCUUCUAUAGGUCCUGCUGGAUAGCCACCAUGGCCUCUCAGCUUCUCGGGCUGGAAGAAGAGUCUGGCCCAAACCCUGGGGAGUCUGAACUGGCUGUGAACCCCUUUGACGGGCUCCCCUUCUCUUCCCGCUACUACGAGCUGCUUGAGCAGCGCAGAGCUUUGCCUAUCUGGGCUGCUCGCUUUAUCUUCUUGGAGCAGUUGGAGAGUAGCCCCAGUGGAGUGGUGCUGGUGUCUGGAGAGCCUGGCUCUGGCAAGAGCACCCAGAUCCCACAGUGGUGUGCAGAGUUUGCACUGGCCAGGGGGUUCCGGAAGGGCUGGGUAACUGUGACUCAGCCCUACCCUCUGGCAGCCCUGAGCUUGGCCCUGAGAGUUGCUGAUGAGAUGGACUUGACCCUGGGUCAUGAGGUUGGAUACAGCAUCCCCCAGGAGGACUGCUCUGGGCCUGACACCCUGCUCAGGUUCUGCUGGGACAGGCUGCUCCUGCAGGAGUUGGCCUCCACCCGGGGCACUGGAGUCUGGGGCGUGCUGGUGCUGGAUGAGGCUCAGGAGCGGUCAGUGGCCUCAGAUCUGCUCCAGGGGCUUCUGCGAGAUGCCAGGCUUGGAAACCUUCCAGGGGACCCCAGACUGGUUGUAGUUACUGACCCAGCCCUUGAACCUAAGCUCCAAGCUUUCUGGGGCAACCCUCCCAUUGUGCACGUGCCCAGAGAGCCUGGCAGGUGUCCCACUCCCGUCUACAGGGACACUGUCCCUACUGACCGAGUGGAAGCUGCCUGCCAAGCUGUGCUUGAAUUGUGUCGGAAGGAGGCUCCGGGAGAUGUGCUAGUGUACCUGCCCAGUGAGGAGGAAAUUUCCCUGUGCUGUGAGUCAUUGUCCAGGGAGGUGGGGCCCUUGGUUCCCCAAGGGCCCCCACUACGGGUGCUGCCCCUUCACCCAGGCCGUGGACAAGCUGUGCAGGCGGUGUACCAGGACACAGACUUGGGUGCCCGGAAGGUGGUAGUCACUCACUGGCUGGCUGACUUCUCCUUCUCCCUCCCUUCCAUCCGACAUGUCAUUGACUCAGGACUGGAGCUUCGAAGUGUUUACAAUCCUCAGAUCCGAGCAGAAUCUCAAGUGUUGAGACCAAUCAGCAAGUGUCAGGCAGAGGCAAGACGACUGCGGGCAGGAGGGGUCCCACCAGGAUCCUGUCUCUGCCUGUAUCCUAAGUCCUUCCUAGAACUAGAGGCUCCCCCACUGCCCCAACCCAGGGUGUGUGAGGAGAAUCUGAGCCCCCUGGUCUUACUACUCAAGAGGAGACAGAUUGCAGAGCCAGGGGAGUGUCACUUCCUGGACCGGCCUGCUCCAGAGGCGCUGAUGCAGGCCUUGGAAGACUUAGACUAUCUGGCAGCACUGGAUGAUGAUGGGGACCUGUCAGACCUGGGAGUCAUCCUGUCAGAGUUCCCUCUGGCCCCUGAGCUUGCCAAAGCCCUGCUGGCCUCGUGUGAAUUCGACUGUGUGGACGAGAUGCUCACCCUGGCUGCCAUGCUCACUGCUGCCCCUGGGUUUACUCGUCCUCCCGUCUGCGCAGAAGAAGCUGCCCUGCGUCGGGCCUUAGAACACGUGGAUGGUGAUCACAGCUCUCUGAUCCAGGUGUAUGAAGCCUUUAUACAGAGUGGAGCAGACAAGGCUUGGUGCCAGGCUCGGGGUCUAAAUUGGGCAGCAUUGUGCCAAGCCCGUAAACUUCGGGGAGAACUCCUAGAACUCAUGCAACGGAUUGAACUUCCCUUAUCCCAGCCAGCCUUUGGCUCUGAGCAGAAUCGCAGAGACCUCCAGAAAGCACUGGUGUCGGGAUGCUUCCUUAAGGUGGCCCGAGACACAGAUGGGACUGGAAAUUACCUGCUCCUGACCCAUAAGCAUGUGGCCCAGCUCUCCCCAAACUGCUGCUACAGAAGCCGCAGGGCUCCUGCCAGACCGCCACCAUGGGUGCUUUACCAUAAUUUCUCCAUUUCCAAAGACAACUGCCUCUCCAUUGUUUCUGAGAUUCAACCACAAAUGCUGGUGGAAUUGGCCCCUCCAUACUUCCUGAGUAACUUGCCCCCUAGUGAGAGCAGAGACCUCCUGAACCAGCUGAGGGAAGAAAUGGCAGAUUCUUCAACAGGGCAUGAAUCUUCCUCCACCCAAGAACUUGGAGAUGCCUGUGUCCUGCAGUGACCUGUCUACGGAGUGAAGCUGAGUUCAUCUCAUCACACUAGAUCCUCCCUUAGGCUAGUACCUAGGCAGCCAGUCAGAUUUAAAAGCCCAGAGUUAAGGGUCAGAUGUAAAUACUGGAACCUGAGUCCCAAGAAAUGGUAGGCCAGGAGUAGAGAGAAUUGGGUAAGCCACAGUCUGUACAGGGUCCUUAGCCUUCUUCUAUUUAUUUGAGAGGAACUGAUAUGCCUCCAUAUCCCCAACUUAUGCCAAACCCAUCCUAUGCUCCCUUUUGGUCUAUAAAAGUUCUUUUUCUAUGGUGCCCAA